Molecule: messenger RNA, 1922 nt
Organism: Apis florea (little honeybee)
Lineage: Eukaryota; Metazoa; Arthropoda; Insecta; Hymenoptera; Apidae
Product: galactose mutarotase
Biological process (GO): glucose metabolic process; beta-D-galactose catabolic process via UDP-galactose, Leloir pathway
Molecular function (GO): carbohydrate binding; aldose 1-epimerase activity
Source: RefSeq, a predicted model, not a curated record
UGGAUUAGAUUCGUUCGGAAAAAAAGUAAAUUCUCUGUGUUACACCAUGUCCGUGGCGGAAACGUUUAUCGAGGAAGACGGUUUCGGCUUCAUUCCUAGGCCUGCUCGCAAUAAACACAACCAACCGUUCGAAAUCGUUCGAAGGUACACAAUGACGAACAAGCACAAAGCGUCGGUGCAAUUGAUAUCUUGGGGGGCUACUAUCCAAGCCAUCAAGGUACCGAAUCAAUCGGGCAUUUUGGGCGACGUUGUUCUAGGAUUCGACGACGUGGAGGGAUAUUUGAAGAACAGGUACAUAGGCAGCACGAUUGGCCGAGUCGCGCAUAAAAUUUCUAUGGGGAAAAUGAAGAUCAAUAACAAGAAUUACUCUUUGACCAUCAACGACAAAACUAGCAUGAGCCAUUACAACGGAGGUUUCUUCGCGUUCGACAACGUUAAUUGGAAUUCUUACAUAUUCAAGAAGCACGUGGUGAUGACCCAUACGAGUUUAAGGAACAGCGAGGGUUAUCCGGGUGAUCUUCUUACGCAGAUUAAAUAUUCUUGGACGGAUGAUAAUCAGCUGAUCAUAAAUAUCCGUGCUUGCGCUACCGAACCGACACCUGUUAACAUUACUAAUAAUUGUUUGAUGAAUCUUGCUGGACACGCUUCCGGCCCGAAGGAAUUGAGGAAACACGUAAUCUCGUUGAACGCUGCUAGCUGGACCUUCACGGAUAUUAUAAGUGAAUUGCCGACAGGUGCUAUACUUCCGGUUGAUCAUACGGUAUUCGACCUACGCUUACCGACUCAGUUAACCAAGAGAAAACUUUACAUCAUACCGGGGGGUGGUUACAACCAGAACCUUUGCAUAACCAACUUCAACCGUUGGUUUUAUCGUUUCCACGCUAGAGUUAUUCAUCCCGGGUCUGGAAGAACUUUAGAGGUAUAUUCGAAUCAUCCGGGAUUACGAUUCUCCACCGGGAACGACUUGCCGGACCUCGAUCGCAAAUAUCCACCCGACUUCGAGGAAUAUUGCGAUUGCAUGGAUCCAGUUAGGCCAUUCUUAAAUUCUUUUUUAACCAAAGCUCGAUUAUCCCACGAAUCUUCGAAAUUUCGAAUAAUAACACAAUUCCAGGUGAAGAAUGUAACUGAAAAGGAAAUUUGGGGCAAGGAUGGUGUACGGUAUCAGAGGCACGGUGGAUUCAUCUUGUCGCCCCAAAAUUAUCCCGACUCGAUCAAUAUUAAGAAUUUUCCCUCUUGCAUAAUUAAUCCUGGCCAGAUUUACGUGCACGACAUAACGUACAAAUUUGGCCUGUUGACAAAGAAUGAACAGUAGUAAAUAAACGGUGGAAGAGCGAUAUUAGGAUUGAUUUAGUUAUUGAUUGAUAAAGAAGAGUGCAGAUUUAUAAUACAUAUAUUUGUGAACCAUUGCGUGUCGGGUGAAGUAGUCUUUUCGUAAUCCACACCGAUUGUACAAAAUUAUCCGUCAUAGUCUCUAUUCACAUAUGCCACAUAAGACGCGAUUCAUUAAUCGCUCAAUUAAGGGCUAUUAAUUAAAUUGUACAAUGUUUUAUCGGAUCGAUUAACGUUAAUUUUCUUAUAUAAUUCUCUUUUCAUUAUCUUGAAAGGCACUUCGUGGAACGAGGAGGUGGAUACGAGGAGAAGAUAUGGAUGUUUAUGAUUUAGAUUUUAAAGAAAUAUCAAAUUUUUAUUUGACGAUAUUAGUCUCGAUAAAGAUAUAUAUCCAUAAUAUCUCCACGCAUUCCUAUUCGUACCGAUUCGUUUUAUCUUCUAGUACAUAUAAAGCUAUGUUUGUAUAUGUAUACAUUUCGUUCACUUAGGUUUAAAAAAUAGAAAAGUUCGUUUCGUUUUUUUUUUUUUUUUUGUACAUCCCUAAAAAGUGUUAUUUCUACGUGUGUAAUAACAUGUUAUUGCGGGCAGUUAAA